Messenger RNA from Brienomyrus brachyistius, 2651 nucleotides. RefSeq names its product beta-1,3-galactosyltransferase 8 (gene b3galt8). The coding region runs from base 439 to 1428 and encodes 329 amino acids. NCBI's taxonomy places the organism in Eukaryota, Metazoa, Chordata, Actinopteri, Osteoglossiformes, Mormyridae. Gene Ontology annotation, cellular component: membrane. The transcript has a single exon. The record is from RefSeq and is a predicted model, not a curated record. Gene Ontology annotation, molecular function: N-acetyl-beta-D-glucosaminide beta-(1,3)-galactosyltransferase activity.
UCCUCAGAUUUAUAAACGCUUGAGUCUUAUAAUCUUUUUAAUGAUUACAACAGCAUAGGUUAUUACAUUUCUGGUACUCAAUAUUUAUAAUAGUUAUAAUAUCAAUCAAAAUUUCAUACAAUUAAAGUAACCCAUGUAGCCUUUCUGACAUGCUAAUGUUUAUCGUUACAUGAAAAAACAUCGGGCGUGUUGUGUACGUGAUGUUUUGCAUUUAUUUUCUUGUAUUUAUUUCGCGCUGCGAAGUUUCAGAAAGUUCCUGGACUUCAGGCUGUAAUAGGCGAAGUGCUUAUGCGGAAGUUGUGGAGCAGAAGUGGGAAGUGCGCCGGGGGUAAAGUGUAAGAUCCUUUUAUGGAUAUCCAAAAGCAAACGCCACGGACUUUUCAUGGGACAAGCAGAUAUACGUUUUGUAGGAAUUCGUGAGUCUCUUUUUACGGAGAAAUGGUAAGGCUGUCCUGUCGCAUGAUCCUCACAGUCGUGACUUCAGCAGCUUUGCUUACCUUCUUCCUCGGUUUCUUUUUGAAAACGUUUUGGAAUGCAAGCCCAAUGACCAGCCUGCAACCCAUAUCCAAAGACCUUUACAAGCUAAUCUCUCCAUCUUCGUACAGAUAUGUACUUAACCAGCUGGACAAGUGCAGGGAGAGAAGUCCAUUCCUAGUGCUGAUGGUUCCGGUGGCUCCAGGUGACCGUGCUUCUAGAGACGUUAUCAGGAAAACUUGGGGGAAGAAGGACCAAAUAACCAACAUUGAGAUUAUACGGCUCUUCUUUGUGGGCCUUCCCACUGGAAAGGACAGUCAUCGUGUCCAGAUGGACCUGGAAAGUGAAGCACUUCAGCAUGCAGAUAUUAUCCAGUUGGACUUCCUGGACAGUUACCAUAACCUGACCAUUAAAACCUUGAUGAUGAUGGACUGGUUAGCCUCUAACUGCCGGAGAGCCUCUUAUGCCAUGAAGGUUGAUGCGGACACCUUCCUCAAUGUGCACUGCCUGGUCGGAAAGCUCCUGAUCCACAAUCAAAGCUCAGUCAAGCAAAACUACAUCACAGGGUCGGUGAUUAACGAUGGCCGCCCGCGGAGGGACAGAGGAAGCAGGUGGUACAUAUCUGAGGAAGCAUACCCUGCCACCUGGUUUCCUCCCUAUGUCUCUGGGGCCGGUUACGUCUUUUCAGUCGACCUCGCCGAAAAGAUUUUGCGGGCAUCUAAAUUCAUACCUCCAGUUCCCCUUGAAGACGUAUAUGUGGGAUUAUGUCUACGCAUCCUGGGCAUCAAGCCAACGUACGCCUUUAGCUUCACCUCAUUCCACAACCUGUUUGAAAUCCGCCACAUACAGUAUGAGAGGUGUGCUUAUUUCAGACGCGUGCUGGUGAUCGGAUUCCACCCUGCGGAUCUCCUCCAAGUUUGGCCAGACUUCCAGAAAGCCAAGUUUACAUGCUAAAGACUAUGUGCCCAUGUACUGUUUCAAAGGUGAUACUUAACUAUUAUAUAUUUUUUUUUAUGUAUAUUUCGGGGGCAGCAUGGUGGUGCAGUGGUUAGUCUGGGACCCGGGUUCGAGUCUCCGCCUGGGUCACAUGUGUGUGGAGUUUGCAUGUUCUCCCCAUGUCGUCGUGGGGUUUCCUCCGGGUACUCCGGUUUCCCCCCACAGUCCAAAAACAUGCUGAGGCUAAUUGGACUUGCUAAAUUGCCCAUAGGUGUGCAUGUGUGAGUGAAUGGUGUGUGAGUGUGCCCUGCGAUGGGCUGGCCCCCCAUCCUGGGUUGUUCCCUGCCUCGUGCCCAUUGCUUCUGGGAUAGGCUCCGGACCCCCCACGACCCAAUAGGAUAAGCGGUUUGGAAAAUGGAUGGAUGGAUGGAUUAACAUUCUAUAUUGGCAUAUGAACAGUCAGGGUCACUUGCUGUUAAGGGUCUUGCUCAGGGGGCCAGCUGUGAAAUCCAGGAACCUUCCGGUCACAUUUAACUAAAGCAGCCCAUUUCGUGCAUGACACGUCUGGGUAAAGGUUUCCGUUAGUUCUGUUUUUUGUUAACAGUGCCUGAAGGCAUUGCGCUGCUGUUACUGCACAAUGCUGCACGUUCGACUUUCCGAUUCUGCACUUUUUUGUGUAAUAAAUUUGACGAAGGAAAAAUGUGGGUACAGAAAGAAAGACAAACGAGGCUGAAUUGAACCUGUGUAUUGUUUUACAACGCAGUAACAGGCCACUUACUAUGGGUGUAAAAGCCUCCCUUCUCGCUGUCCUCUGCCCUGUACUUAAGAAACAGGAUGACUGGUAAAUACACAGUUUGUUUGUUAAUUUGUACUUGCUUGUACACCAUUGAGCCAAACGUGCUGAUAGACAUCCUUUGACGCCACGUGUUGCGUACUCCCUAGUGAUGUCUAGUGGACGACUGACGCAGGACCAAGGUCACCGUUGUGCAUAUAUGUGACUCUUAAACUGUCCUGACACAAGAUAUUGCAUUUCUUUUCCUUUUUACACACCGCCCGAGUGGGCGUGGGGGCACAGUGGCCAGCACGGGGUUGUGUCUUAUCAUUUUAUGUUUGUGAGAGACACACUUGUUUGUGUGAAGUGGAUUGUGUAUUUAUUUGUGUUUAAAGUGGAUCGCUAUGGUAUCUGGUAGUUGUAGUCUAUGGUGCGAUUAAAAUGGCGUCCCGUGUGCGUAGAAUCCGUA